AUGGCAACUACCAACCGGACAGACUACGAUGAAAAAAAAUACACCGGAGAUUGUGUAGAAUCUUUGAGGACCAAGUCAACGUGGGCAAUGAGCCCAAACCCUACAGCUUCGUUUAUCGCAUAUGAAGUGCUUAAUCUACUUUCUCAAAAUAACUUUAUUACCAUUCCACAGAACAGUUCAUGUUCACCAGAACAAAGAGGAAAAUGCAGCCUAGUUUUGUUUAGUGUUGAACAAACAUAUCAUGGACUUGACCAUAUUUCAGACAUUUCAAGUUUCUCUCUAAAUUUUCCCGAUGCCCUCUCUAUUCAUCAUCUAACUCAAUGGCUUACGAAUGGCAAUGCUCGGAGGAAAAAUCGUAAUACUUCAAGUCCCUAG
This is a messenger RNA of Echinococcus granulosus, 375 nucleotides long. RefSeq lists its product as hypothetical. The transcript is spliced from 4 exons. The record is from RefSeq and is a predicted model, not a curated record. Bases 1 to 375 code for a protein of 124 amino acids. NCBI's taxonomy places the organism in Eukaryota, Metazoa, Platyhelminthes, Cestoda, Cyclophyllidea, Taeniidae.